This is a messenger RNA of Cyprinus carpio (common carp), 2668 nucleotides long. Its product is annotated as specifically androgen-regulated gene protein-like. Lineage: Eukaryota; Metazoa; Chordata; Actinopteri; Cypriniformes; Cyprinidae. The record is from RefSeq and is a predicted model, not a curated record.
GAGAGCGCUACACUGGUGUAGACACUCACGCGCUCUGUGUUUUAGAUUAGAACAGGUGACAGACUCGCAGGUGAGCGCCUGCAAUUCCUGACGGACAAGAUUGGUCCUCUAUUUUCCAUCAUUAAAAAAGCUCGUUGAAGACCCGUGCCAGUUCCUCCUCCAAUGUGCGAUGCCAAAAAGUGACACCUGGCCUGGGGGCGUUUCCAUUGACUCUUUGUCUGGAAUGGACAGUGCAGGAAGCUGUGAUAGUGUGCUCAGCAGCAACUCUGGAUUUAGUGAUGAUAGUCUAGAGCACCUUUCUGCUGAAGAGAGAGCCUGUCUCAUGUUCCUGGAGGAAACCAUUGAGUCGCUGGAAGUAGAAGACGACAGCGGUUUGUCUAACGAUGAGCCUGAUCGCCCAACUAAUGGCAUGAAAGAUAAAACUGUUCAGCGGGCGUCCAUCUACCAGAACAAAUCUGAUGAGCUAUCAGCCCACGAGGACCCAAACAAAGUGAUUGGAAGAGAUCGUAAACCAUCUCAGAAGUACCUUGUGCCAACUCCUUUACUCCUUGCCAGUGGGAAUGCAAAGAUAGUCAGCAAACCAAUGGAAUCAUCUCCCAAAGAAGCACCUGUGGCAUUUAUUGAUGCACCUGAUGGGUUUAGAUCAAGCCCUGACCUUCAACAACCUGGAAGGACAGUUUCCAAAGAAGCUGCUUUAAAAGUAGCACCUGCCAAACCAAGCAUUGGACUAUCAAGUGAUGUGGUGGACUUGCCACCUUCAUUCAUACCUGAACCUCCAGUUAGAACAAGUUUGCCUAGUGAAUCGAAAGCCAAAGAUGGUGCACCUAAGAGUUUGGAUGUCAAGUCUCUGCUGAAGGAGAAGAAAGAUUCCUCAGAGGUACCGCUGGAAUUCAUUCCUCCACCCUCAGACUUCAUGGAUGAACCGGAGAAGAUAAGCCUCUCUUAUUCGCCACCACCUCCAAUGGUUUACGAUGAGCCACCAGAAUGGAUUCCCGAACUCCCCAAAAUGGAGCCUCAUGUUUCUGGUGGAUCUGUCAAGCUAACCGAGGCGACCAAAUCAGUGAGCGCAGACCCAGAUACGUCAAGUGAGCCAUUAUCCCACAGUGAGACCGAAAACCUAUGCAAGGUUUCCAUGAAGAAAGCACAUCACUUGACUCCGUUAAAGGUUGCACACCAAUCUGCAGCAGACAAACCGAUGACACCAUCGCCAUCUUCAGAACAUGUGCCGAAAGAGUUCAGCGAUCCCAAAAGCCCACCGGCUGUGGCGCCCAAACCCAAGAAGCUCCCAUCGAAUAUCAUCAUCAAAAGCCACAAGGAUCCAGGCACCACGCAUUCAUUGCUUCCUCAAACCGAGCGUGCUCAGAUGGAUCCGCAGAAGAUCCGAAUGGAGGCUUUGAAAAAAUUAGGCCUGCUGAAGAACGAAGAGGUUGAAUCGGGCCACGGCGUGUCUCCUUCUCAUUCGCCAACAUUCAGAGCUAAAAAGCCUCAGUCACUUUGUAACCCAACAGAACCCGUUCAGGAACUGUCCAGACUUUCCGAAAGCCCCGUACCAGGGGAUGUGCAACUACUAGUAGAUACUCUAAAGCACCAAGAUGCAAAGAGCAGGGAAGGUUCAUUGAAGAGGCAACCGACAAGGUCCUAUGAGAUCAAAACGGCGUCACUGGAGCGCACAAGGUCUCGAACAGUCGCUGACCCUGUGCCACAGACAACGAACCCAGACAGGACCCAAGUUGAGUUGUCGCCAGGUCAGUUACGGAAGAGCAGAGUUCGACCUCCUUCUGUAGGGAGCGCAAAGGACUUUGGUAUUGGCCAUCAUGCUGAUGAUUCAACCAAAUCACUCAACGCUGCUGCGGUUCAGCCAGGGAACGAUGGCCAAAAGUUGCCCCGCUCCGGAAUAAGCGUGAUGAUCUCUCCACACAGUAAAAAUGGAGAGAAUCGAAAGGAAGCCUUGAAGAAACUGGGAUUACUGAGGGACUAAUGGAUGGUGCUACUGACUUUCUCUGGUUACUCAAUUCACAAUUUAUUCUGGGUAUUAGGAACAUUAGCAUAGAAAUGACAAGUGCUGAUGAUACAGAUUUGACAUUGUUUGUGAUACUUUUGGAUGUCGGCUUGGUGGUCGAUUUGCAUCUUUAGCUACCUGCUUAAGUAAGUGACACAACAUAAUAUUUGCACUUUCUUCUAAAUUGUUUUGUGAAGGCUGCGUCCACAUGAAUUUGGAUUAACCUGAAAACAGCAUUUUCUGCUCUUCUAUCGUUUUCCAAAAGUUGCUUGUCAACUUGGAAACAUCUGUUUAAAAUGUCAUAAAAUUGUUGAGACAGUGUUGGGAGUAAUUUACGUAAUCAGAUUACUUUUUCAAGUAGCUAGUAAAGUAACAAGUUACUUUUUCAAAUAAGUAAUGCUACUUUGUUUUCACUGAUACCUCUCCUGUCUCUGUGUUGAGAGAAAUUGGGAGGCUUAUUAAUUUCACUUUUGGCAUGAAAGGGCCUUUACAGUUGCCAAAAAUAACUAACGGAUUAAUGUGUUACUUUCAAUAAAAAGUAACUAAGUAAUGCAAUUAGUUACUUUUUAAGGAGUAACUCAAUAUUGUAAUGCAUUACUUUCAAAAGUAACUUUCCCCAACACUGCUGAGAUGAUACGAAAGAUUAGAAGUAAUAAAGUUAUCAUGCUA